AUGUCCGUUUCUUUUGACAAAACAUAUGUUCUCAUUCGAUUUUAGUGAUGUGUCAACAAAUCAACUUUGCCUCUAUCACAGUUAAAUGUAGUUAGUUAAUUAAUGCUGUCCAGAGUCCUUUUUGUUUAAUAAAAACAAAGGAGUUUCAUUCUACAACGUACUCCUCCGGAACCUUCACCCUGAGCUUUGAGUCUGCCAACACCAAAAUGGAUAUAACACACCUAUUUAAGGCCGGUGUAAUGACCGUCAAACUACAACGUAAAGGUGAAUUGGAAGCCCACAAACGAAUCCUACCAAACAAAACCACAACCAAUGCCAAUGGUCAAAGGGAUGAAUUCUCAAAACAGGCCAAGGAUGUGUGCAAUAAAAUCACAACUCUACGCAACGUUCUCAUAGAGAAUCGUUCAGCCUACAUGCGUAUAGGACAGCAUUUAAAGAGUGCCGCUCAGAUGACUGAUGAUCAGAGGGACCUAAUCGACAGGGAAUCGGAGAAAUUUGUAACAUUCUAUACACAGUAUUUGGGACAAAUGCGUAACGAUUGGAAAAAGGCAAAGCGAAAGCCGCAGCAAAAGGAGCACAUGGAGGCUGUGUUGGAUUUGUUGAGCGCCUAUCUCAAGUCGGUGCAACAAAUCUAUUUGGAACAGAAAAAAUAUCGUGUACAACAUGAAUUGGAAACAUAUCGCCUUUUGAAAUUGGCAUCGGAUAAAAAGAAAAUUCCCGUACGACCGGCAGGCGAACACAGAUCUAGGAAAACUUCAACGGUAUCAUCUACGUCGAGCAAGGACUUACAAUGGGAGGGAAGAGCAGAACAAAGUUCGGACAUAGAUGCUGGCGGUGAUGGUUGGGAUCUAGAUGAAGAUGACAUAACAGCACCAAAGCCAACCACAUCUAAUGGCAAUAAAUCACAUGACAAUUCCAAUUUAAGUAAUACCUCAUUUUCUGCUGACACCAAAGCCCAGGUGGCCUUGGACGAGGAUAUACAGAAAUCCCAACAGAAUGUAGAAGAUGCUGCCAAGAAUCUUAGUCCCGAAGAUAUACAAAUGUUUGAGGAGGAAAAUCUGCAAUUGUAUCAUGAACUACAGGGUCUGUCAGAAGAGGUGGAAGCCAUUGAAAAGAAUGUUGUAGAUAUAGCAACCUUACAGGAUAUAUUUACGGAAAAGGUUACCUUACAACAGCACAAUAUAGAACGCAUCAUCAAUGCAGUCAUUGGUAGCACCGAAAACGUCAAGGAUGCCAAUGAACAAAUUAAACAGGCUAUCCAACGAAAUGCCGGUCUACGCGUUUGGUCUUUAUUUUUCCUGUUAGUUAUGUCCUUAUCAUUGCUAUUCCUAGAUUGGUAUUAUGAUUAAUAUCGCGUUGCGUUUAUUUGUGUACCGAUGCCGAGAUGCGUGCACAUGAUGUAUUGAAUAACUCACAACUAGUUCCAUGUUCUUAUUCUUAUUUCUGUUGCAAUAAGUAUAUUUGUUUGUUUCACUGUGUGUUUUUGAUACUGCUUUAGAGCUUAAGAUUAGUUAACAACAAUUCACCAAUUCUUUUUUAUAUAACUAUAUAAUGAUGUAAAACAAGUUGUACAGCAUUAAAUGAAUGUUAUUCUCGAAGACUUUAAUCAAAUAAACGAAUUAUAAACGUAA
Musca domestica (house fly) is the source of this 1631-nucleotide messenger RNA. It is a transcript of the gene Syx18, whose product is annotated as syntaxin-18. The transcript is spliced from 2 exons. Bases 207 to 1349 code for a protein of 380 amino acids. The record is from RefSeq and is a predicted model, not a curated record. Gene Ontology annotation, cellular component: endoplasmic reticulum; SNARE complex. Lineage: Eukaryota; Metazoa; Arthropoda; Insecta; Diptera; Muscidae. Gene Ontology annotation, biological process: retrograde vesicle-mediated transport, Golgi to endoplasmic reticulum.